AUGUCAUGUGAUGGAUGGCGUCUCACGCUCUUAAUCUCAAUGGCCGACGUAUCUUCCGGUUUCAUUUUAAUCUGGUAUGCUCUGAAGGUCGUGUUGAGCUCGUUGAUCAGUUUAGCAUUGGAGUGGUUUGGAUGGGUGAUAUUUGUACCCGGUUCAUGGACUAGUGUGAUGACAUUAGUUGAUUUUGCCUUUGGUGUUUGUCGAGGGGGGUUUGACUUCGUAUACGAUGAAGAUUUCCCCGAGUUGGUGUUGUUGUUGUUUGUCGGAUUGAUAAACGCGUUGGACGCGUCGCGAGUUGGAGUAGUGUUCCCUAGGGUACUCUGCUCCUUCUGGCCCGAGUCCGUCGCGUCGUCGACCUCCAUGUCGGCCGGUAUCGCGUUGAAGAGUCCUUCCACAUGUCAAGGUGGUACCAGGUCAGACACCAAAGAUCAGAUUGCCAAACUCAAUACACUCUUUGCUACUUCCUCUGAUCAUCCCUCUUGGGCAUCUCAUUCACAUCAUAAUUCUACAGGGACUGCUAGAUCAUUCAAAGGGUACACAAACAGCAUCCAAAUCAAGUACAAAACCUCAUCACACUGUUACACACGGAGUACCCCAUAUCCAGAUACAACGGGAGAAAUGAAAUCAUUUGAAAGGACAUGA
This is a messenger RNA of Melampsora larici-populina 98AG31, 642 nucleotides long. RefSeq lists its product as uncharacterized. The coding region runs from base 1 to 642 and encodes 213 amino acids. Lineage: Eukaryota; Fungi; Basidiomycota; Pucciniomycetes; Pucciniales; Melampsoraceae. The record is from RefSeq and is a predicted model, not a curated record. The transcript has 3 exons.